AUUUAUUACGAUUUUUUGCGCAAAAUCAAUUUCGCUCCCCGCCUUAACGCUCAGUGGGGAUCAGCUGGAGACAGUAAAAUCGAAACAUAAACAAAACCUAGUUGUCUCCUGUCUGUCGUCGAGUAGUUUCAUUAGUUUAAUAAUAAAAUAGGAUUACAUCAUUUAUGCGCUGCUGAAGUAACUGCUAAUAGAAGGAGUACAAUGUCCAGCACCAUGAUUCGACUGGCAAGCCUGGAUAUGCUGAGGAGUUUGUAUGACUUUAAGGCAACCUAUGCGAAGACACUGAGCUUCAAAGCCAACGAUUAUUUCAUCUUGCAUCAGACCACGACUAAGCAUAAGAACUGGUGGGAAGUGAUCAACGAGAGAGGAGAGAUGGGUUUCAUACCUUCCAACUAUGUGGAAACACUCACAGUGUCCCCAUCCUUUUAUUUGCAGUACAUGGAGAAUGUGAUAGAGUAUGUGAGGAGGAACGAGAUUUCCCCUGAAUACUUGUUCUCCGAUAAGAAGGAGCUGCUGCUCAGGUUGAAGGAAUUGAAAAGGAAUGUUGAGUACAGCAAUCCGGAGUCUGAUAACAUGCCUUCAUUGCUUUACAAGAAUUCCGAGGGCCAAUUGGAAUCGAUUGUUAAGAGCAAUUCAACUGCUACAUUUCAGAAUAGUAACAGCAAGGUGGAGGGUAAGAAGGAUAUUGUUGAGGAGCCGAUAAGGCCUGUGAGGACGACCAAAGAGAACGUGAAGAAAAGUAUUGAGAAUUUGCAUAAUGAGGAAAAGGAGAGUAGGAGGAAAAAGUCUGAUGGUAAUGUGCAGGAAUUGAGCGGCAGCAGUCCGGUGAUUAGUUCGCAGGUCGUUUAUGAUUUGGUUGAGAACGUGAGGAUCAACACGCAGCUGUCGCAUGAGAUGUCGAGGGUGGCUGUUGCUACCGUGAUCCAGGGAUUGCACGAGCUUCUUCCAGCCUCGGUGUUCCCUUAUUUGAGCACCAUUCUGUCGCAUACGCAAGAGAAUUUGGCGGUGGACGAUGUGCAGAUUGAGCAGACGCACGACGCUAGUCGCUUGAAGAUCAUCUUCCACGAGUUGACCUUUUGCAAGGAGGAUUCGCAGCAGCGCAGCUGGAUGCUUCACGAGGACGAGGACACAAUCAAGGACUACAUUUCUGAGCUUAUUUCAAUUUUGUCGAAUGCGGAUGUGAGUAUUUGCAAGCACGUAAUCUCCGCGGACCAUUACCAUGUCAUCACCACCUUGAUCCAAUAUUACCAAAUGGAGAUCAGGUGGUCCAUCAGGCAACUUCUUCUUCAGGCCUUCGGAUGCAUGUGCGGCCUCGAUAAAACCAUCCUCAACAUCAUGCUGAAUUCGGUUUUACCCGGAGAAUUGGCUAGAGACAUGAUGGCUAAUCCCACUAAUAUCCAAAAAUUAAACUAUUCUUCCCUUCUGCUAACCAUGAUGUUCUCGAUGGGCGAGCAAAUGCCCAUAACGCAUUUAGAAUUCCUUGGAGUGCAUUUCUUGCGCUUCAUCCUGAACAACAUCGAGAAUCCGCCGAGGGAUGACAUCGAGGACGAAAUACAGGAUCUGUUUCUCAACUUGGUCAUUUCGUUUAAUUUGCAGUUCAAAACGAACGAACCGCAUGACAACGUCGUCCUCAGAGCGUUAUCGGAAAGGGAUGUUGCUAAGAUCUUCACUGAGAAAAUUCUAUUGCUUUUCAACAGAGAAGAGGAUCCAGUAAGGAUAUUUGAUCAUGAACCUGCACCUCCUCAUUCCGUUGUGAAGUUGUUCAUCGAUCUAUUUGGAAAUCAGACGACGGCAGGUCUCUUCUACACGAACGAUAUUAAAGUUUUAAUAGACAUCACCGUGAGGAACAUCUUGGAUUUAUCUGCUGGAGAUAAGGUGAGACUUUCAUAGAAAUUAUAUUGUUU
Nicrophorus vespilloides is the source of this 1904-nucleotide messenger RNA. Its product is annotated as NCK-interacting protein with SH3 domain. The coding region runs from base 202 to 1890 and encodes 562 amino acids. The transcript is spliced from 6 exons. Lineage: Eukaryota; Metazoa; Arthropoda; Insecta; Coleoptera; Silphidae. Gene Ontology annotation, molecular function: Arp2/3 complex binding; protein binding. Gene Ontology annotation, biological process: endocytosis. The record is from RefSeq and is a predicted model, not a curated record.